GAGAGAGUGGUCACUUCUCUCACCAGGACUGUAGUUUGCAGCCUCUCAGGAAAAUUUUUAAAAAAUCAGGGCAGCGGUGAGGUAGAGGAGGAGCCCACCGUCCAUCUCUACACCCUUGCAGAGAUUCAGUCUGGGGUCCAGGCACACACCAGCAUCCCCUCUGCCAUCCUCAGAGCCCCCAACCCGGACCCCUGUCUCUGGGAGGUUCUGAGCCAAAGGGGGGGGUCUGUGGCCUGUGGGGUGGGGUGGGGUGGAGACACCUGCCCCAGAGCCACCCGUGUGACACAGGAGCCCUCUGUCAACCCAACAAGGCCGAGGAAGGGAAGACCCAGGGCCCCCCCCCGCCCCUUGCCAGCCAGCACUGCUCGUGACACAAGGUGCUCAUGAACGCCGAGGCUCUGCUACCUUACCACACAGCCCACAGUGCUUCCGGGGUGGGCAUGUUCAACACCACCAUGGGGAAACUACAGAGACAACUGCACAAGGGAGAAUAUGACAUAUUCAAGUACGCACCUAUUUUUGAAAGCGACUUUAUCCAGAUUACCAAAAGGGGAGAAGUCAUUGAUGUGCACAACCGAGUCAGAAUGGUGACCGUGGGCGUCGCAUCCACCAGCCCCAUCCUCCCGCUCCCUGACGUCAUGCUGCUGGCCCGCCCGGCCACCGGCUGUGAAGAGCAUGCCGGGCGGGGCCAGGCCACCAAGGGAAAAGGCCGCAAGGCUUCAAAGACCUUAGAGCUCACCAGGCUCCUUCCCUUGAAGUUUGUGAGGAUCUCCAUUCACGACCGUGAGAAACAACAGCUGCGCCUCAAGUUCGCCACGGGCCGCUCGUGCUACCUGCAGCUGAGUCCCCCUCUGAACGCGCGGGAAGACCUCUUUGCCUACUGGGAAAAGCUCAUCUACCUCCUCCGGCCGCCAGUGGACAGUCACAGCAAUACCUACGCCAUUCCAGCCGAGGACAUGCUGUGCAUGCCUGUGUUUGAGGAAGAGGACCGGAGGAGCCCAGCGGGGGCAGAUUUCCAAGGAAAAGGGGAUCAGGACCAGGUCAGCAUCAGGAGCCUCCACGUGGUCUCGGAGGUGGCCGGCGCCACCUCUGCAGCUUUUGCUGGCGGGGAGCGGACCCAUCAGGACUCCCACAAACCCAACACCCUGCCCGACGUAGCCGCCCCAAACACAAAAGCGACAGGGCUCGACAAGGAGUCGGCAGCAGGGGCCACGACAGAGGCAGCGGCGGGGGAAGCCGCGGGGGCGGCGGCAGUGGUGGCCGCAGGGACAGCAACAGGGUUCGCAGCGGGGGUCGCAGCGGGCGCCACAGCAGGCGCUUUGAGCGUGGCGAUUACCAGGUCUGGGGCCCCUGAACAGCUAAGCACGGCCGUAGCCGGGGCAGCCACCCAGCGUCCAGGAGGCGGCAAAGCGAACCUCGCCAUUGCGGGCGCUGCCAACAUGUCCCCGAGGAGCGUGAACGUGGCCUUGGCAGGUACCGGAAAGACCCCAGGGUUUACUUCCGACUCGUCCAACGGUCUCCCAGAGGACAGCGUGUCCCUGGCGUUCGCCGGGACAAGAGCUGCCGGCAAGGCUGCGGGAGAAGCCGCUCUGGACGUAGCCGAAGGAGCGCUCCUCUCGGACGCGCCGAGCGCGGGCGGCCCGGGCGGGCAGGCGGGAAGGCAGCCCCCGAAGGGCCGGAGGGAGCGGAGGGAGCACCGGGAAAAGGAGCGAGCCCGCCGGAGCUCCCGUCGCCGCAGGGCCGCCGAGAGCCGCCACAAGGCCCAGGGGGACAAGAUCACCCGGAAAGCCUCCAGCCGGUCCAUAGCGGUCCACAGAGCCGCGCGCGAGGACAAGAAGGAGAAGGGCCGUGGCAGCCCGGGGGGCGGCAGACGCGCCCCCCACAAACGCAUCAGCCACGCCCCCAUCGCCAAGGAGUCCAGAACCUCCCACAAACCGGGGCGGAGCUUAUCCACCCCCAGCUCGGGCUCCGAGACCAAGAGGCUCAGCAGGAUCAGCUCCUUCCUGAGGAACGUCAAAGCCAACCUUAUUACAAGAACCAUGGCCUCCCCACGGGGCAGAGACGUGGACAUGUUGCCGAAGACCGUGGACAGGAGCGGUAUGGAGGCCAUCAUCGAGGCCGCAGAGAGCGGCCAGUGCUUGGAGAGCGCGGGGAGCGGGACAUCUGACAUCAUGGAGAUGGUGACCUUCGAAGCCCAUUAGUAGGACCCAGAGCUUUCGGCAGCUGCAAAGGGGACCGGGCUCAGGGACGUAUCCCCGGAGACUCCAUUCCAGCUUUCCUCACUGCAGUUGAAAUAAAAAAACAUACAAUCUGA
Callorhinus ursinus (northern fur seal) is the source of this 2314-nucleotide messenger RNA. It is a transcript of the gene GARIN4, whose product is annotated as golgi associated RAB2 interactor family member 4. The record is from RefSeq and is a predicted model, not a curated record. NCBI's taxonomy places the organism in Eukaryota, Metazoa, Chordata, Mammalia, Carnivora, Otariidae. Gene Ontology annotation, cellular component: nucleus.